GCUAAUUAGCUACUCAGCUAGGUUAGCGAAAACUCUUUUUAAACCAUCCUUAACUAGCCAGCUAGUAAUGUUUUGGUUCCAACUUGCCCCCUAAAUGAGGCCUACAAGUGUGUGUUUCUGAGGGAGAAUGGAUUGGUUUCACUGUAACAGCUGUUUUCUGAGGCGAGGGAAUAAUUUUGUAGUGUCGAGCUGCGGCCAUGUGUUUUGUGGGAGCUGCGUCAAGCCAAAUCACUGCUCUAUCUGUCGAUCCAGCUGCAGCUACUUGCCAAUAUCUGACCAGAUGAAACCUCAAGAGCAGAUGUUCUUCAAAGAUCCUGUAAACAUCAUUCAUACCCGACUGGAACGUAUUGCACAGAUUGCGACGUUCCAGAGAAAACAGAAAGACAGAGUCAUAGCCUUCCAGAAACACAAAGUUCUGGAGAUGGAAAGAAGACUAAAGGAAGUCAGUGAACAGUGCCACAGGCAGGUGUCAGAGCUCAGGAAGGAGAAUGCCGAACUGAAGAAGCCUCUCUCCCAGAGGAGGGUAUCCCCUGGGACCUUUAAAGCUAAUGGCAUUACAAGAGUGACAUUACCAGUGGCUGUGACGUCCCCAGUCACUCCCCACUCCAGGACUGUCAGCAACGCAGGUCCUGUUGAUACCAUAGAGAGGUUUCGACACUUCAGACCCAGCAUGUCUCCUCAGGAGUCAGCCACUUCUUUAUCCUCCCUGGGUUCACUGAACGAGCAUGGAUUUAGAACGCCCACCUCUGUUACCACACCAGUGAGGUCGAAUCAUGUAACUCCAAACAUUUUUCAGUUCCAGUUGUUGCCUGGGGCGGCAUUUCAGUCUCCACAGCCAUGGAAUGUGUAGCGGUCAGCUAUCUCAAGAAGACAUGUCAUAUGCAAAUGUUAAAACUACUGCAUAGAUCACAUUAGUUUUGUUGUGGUUUUUAUAUACCCUUCUUUCAGUUUGUAUAAGAUAAGGGGUGCAAAGAUAAAUUUAACUGCAGCUGCGGAUGUCAAAGACUGUUUGUGAAAUAUUUGAAGCAAUGUGUUGAAAUGUUUAAAGGAACUGUGUGUUAUUUCUUGUUUGGAUGUUAUUACAGUGCUGUAUAAAAAGAGUUUUGAUGUUAUUAUUUCGUUUUUGCGAUGGCCAUUAGAAAUCAUGGCAGUUACG
Clarias gariepinus (North African catfish) is the source of this 1156-nucleotide messenger RNA. Its product is annotated as RING finger protein 212B-like. The coding region runs from base 128 to 850 and encodes 240 amino acids. Lineage: Eukaryota; Metazoa; Chordata; Actinopteri; Siluriformes; Clariidae. Gene Ontology annotation, molecular function: SUMO transferase activity. The transcript has 13 exons. Gene Ontology annotation, cellular component: synaptonemal complex. Gene Ontology annotation, biological process: reciprocal meiotic recombination; protein sumoylation; homologous chromosome pairing at meiosis. The record is from RefSeq and is a predicted model, not a curated record.